Messenger RNA from Astyanax mexicanus (Mexican tetra), 3682 nucleotides. RefSeq names its product ras homolog family member H (gene rhoh). The record is from RefSeq and is a predicted model, not a curated record. Gene Ontology annotation, molecular function: GTP binding; GTPase activity. Lineage: Eukaryota; Metazoa; Chordata; Actinopteri; Characiformes; Acestrorhamphidae. Gene Ontology annotation, biological process: small GTPase-mediated signal transduction. The coding region runs from base 834 to 1421 and encodes 195 amino acids. The transcript has 2 exons.
AUGCUAAAUGGAGCAUGCACUGUGAGCAAUUAUACAUAUACAGUAAUCUUGCAGCUAGAAGAUGUAAUACAUUGCAGUCACACACACACACACACACACACAGACAGAGCGGAUGCAGGGAGGUGUCGUGCAAAAUUUACGAAAAAAAAGAACCUCUCAUUUCACUUCCCCUUAGCGGAGGAUGCCACAUUUGUUCUGCAAGCUUUUUCUCAGAACUGGUAAAUUAUGAUAAUUAAACAGUUUUAAACUGGAUUCUUUUACAGAUCUGUUGCCUUAUGAAUUUAAUGUUUCCGAACAGCUGAUAUUACACAGCGUUUUCUGAAGUUUGAGUAGGAUUUUACGUGAGAAAGCAAAGAACGAAGCAGCUUUAUGACCUUCGGCCCCGUAUCCGCCUGAGACUCUCCAAAGAGCAAAACUGUGAAGAACGGCGGAUACAGGACACUUGUGGGCUCUAGAGAGAGAAGAGCAACAGAAGGGGAACUACUCAAGACUCAACGCUCAAGACUCUGUUACUACGAGGUCUAUGAGAAACGCUCUACAUCUCAAAAACGACAAUCUCAGUUCCUGUACCUCAAAUUCUGGACUCUACUGAACUCUACGUUACUCUACACUAUGGAACUCUCUGAAAUCCACUCAGACUGAUAUUUCUAUAGACGAAUUCCUGUGCAGAGUAUCCUUAGCCAUUACAGUUUGAUUUACUGGUGGUAGUGGACAAAAAUAUUUGUCCACACCCAACAAAGAUGACAUCAGCACUGGUCCAGCUCCCUUGAGGAUUCCCAGCCUGGACUACAAGCAGAAGCUUUAUAAAACCCCCACAGUACAGAGACACAAUCAUGAACGGCGUGACCGAGACGUCUGUAAAAUGUGUCUUGGUGGGCGACUGUGCAGUUGGCAAAACUGCGCUCCUCGUGCGCUUCACCUCCGAGACCUUCCCCGACAGCUACAGACCCACUGUCUACGAGAACACGGGCGUGGACGUCUUCAUGGACGGUAUCCAGAUCAGCCUGGGCUUGUGGGACACGGCCGGAAAUGACACCUUCCAGCAGAUCCGGCCCAUGUCCUAUCAACAGGCGGACGUCGUUCUGCUGUGCUACUCUGUGGCGAAUCCCACCACGCUGGCCAGCAUUCGGCAGAAAUGGAUCGGGGAGGUCAGGCAGUACCUUCCCCGUGUGCCGGUGCUGGUGGUGGCCACCCAGACGGACCACCGCGAGAUGGGGCCGUAUCGUGCCAACUGUACAUCCGCUUCUGAGGGCAAGCGGGUCGCCCAGGAGAUCCGCGCCAAAGGCUACCUGGAGUGCUCAGCGCUCAGCAACCGCGGGGUUCAGCAGGUGUUUGAGUGUGCGGUGCGCACCGCCGUGAACCAGGCCCGCAAACGAACCCGGCGACGACUGUUUGAUUUCAAUCCCUGCCAGAUCUCCUGAGGAUAUGUUCAAAGGAACCUCUAACCAAGCUUCAGCUGGUUCAGUUCAGUUCAGUUUGGGGCAAAUCCUCAAUCAAGGCAAACAGUAUUAUUUAUUUGAUCUGAUUUAACAGAAUUUUUUUUACUGGCUGUUCAGAAGGGCCACACGCAUUUCAAUGCUUCCCUGAAGACUAGAGAUGAUCUUGGACCAUGUCGAAUCUUCUAAAAUCUAUACAGCAGAGACCUGUUCACGUACUCUCGAGACUUUUUAGUGAGGUGUAAUUUAUUUGAUGUUCCGUUUGGUCAGUUAGUUUGGAUGGGUCUGUCUUCACAGAAAUAUACUAUAUAAAGCCAUUGACCAGGCCUGCAAUUGAACCUGACAAUGUUUUUGGACCUGACAACCUGACAACUAUUUCUUUGAUCUGAUUGAACAGAAAUAGUAUAAAAGGACCGAAAGCAUUUUACUGCUUUACUGACAAGUGAAGUUGAUCUGAGAUCAUGUAAAAUCUUCAGAACUGGCAGCUCAGAUCUGUUUACAUGCUUUCUGUGCUUUUUUUUUUUUGGGGGGGGGGGGGGUGUGAGAGUUAAACCUUGUGACAAAACCUUGAAAACAUUAAUUGAUGCAGAAUUUAUUAGAUUGGUUAGUUCGUACAUACAUGCUCUAUAGUACAGCCAUUAACCAGGCCUGCGCACAAACAGACGACGUUAGUUACUGAAAAACGAAUCUGAAUCAAGUUUGCCUAUAGUCUGAACGCAACCUCAGUUUCUGUGAGGUAUAGUAUGGGUAAAUUGAAGUGUUUCUAAAAUAGAAAUACACAACAGUCAGUGAUGUUUAAGUUUGAUUUGAUUGAUCUUUGUCUGUUUGUGUAUUUGCAAUAUCACACAUUUGUUUUGUACACAAUAAAAGCCAUGAGCCAAAAGACAUUAUUCUGUUUUACCCUUACUUUAUAACCCUUAGUUUAUUACGCAGAUUAUAUUACCUAUUGUUUCGUAACAAUAAUGGUCAAAAAUAACAUUGAUUAAUUGAAACGGUUUAGUAAUGUCUCAACUAAUUAGUAACUGACACUAGUUAAGACAUUGUUAAACAUCAUUCAGUUUUAAUGUUAAAUAAUGAAUUUGGACGUUAGCUUAAAUAAAAUUUAAUGAUUAAUAAUGCCUUAACUAGCGUCUAUUAAUAAUUAGUUGAGACAUUGUGUCAUAAGUCCUGUUAAUUGUAGUGUUAUAAUUUUUUCUUAAUGGCUCUUUAGAGGCAUUAAAAUAAACUCUGUGAAAUUUAAAUUCUGUACCUUAAAUUGCGUGUUUUUUGACACUGUGAGUGUUUCAUCUGCUCAAUCUAGAAAAAUGCUUUUAUGUGGUAACAAGCAUUUGAACUGGGUUUUACUCACAUUUAAAUAAAUACUUUGAAUCAAAUAAUAGUUUAUUCAAAGACUUAUCUCAGAGGAAUAAACACAGUUUAGUUACUUUUAAUAAUGUAAAGUAGGUUUAACAGAUUAACCUCCUAGUAAAUAAGAAAAACAGUUGAGUUAAUGCAAUAUAGAAUGUAAAGAGUAUGUACUAAAGACUGUUCAGAUGCCACAGAAGAGACAUUAUUUCUGUACCCUGAAAUGUGUCAUUUAUUAUUGAUUUUAGAAUAAUUCUGGGUUCUUUUUUUAAAGCUCAAAUAAGAAAUCUGUAAAUUAGACGUUUGAGGAAAAGGGGAACAGCGCUAUAUUGGUCUAAGCAUUUCGGCUAUAUCUGGUAAUUGUGUGCAGUAAACGUUGUAGUAAAUGAUGGUGCAGAAGUCUUGUGCUCAAAAAUAAAAAUUAUCAUCUUUGCCAUUUUUAUUUUUGUUAAAGGACAGUUCUGUGUGAUAUGCUGAUGUCAUAUGGGUCACUCUGAUUGGCUGACAGCAUUUUCUGCUUUGUGCUGCACCGUCAUAAAAGAGCAUUCUGUGUUUCUGUGAUUCUGUGUCUAUAUAAGGUUUUUUUUGUGAGGAGGGCGGACAUGUUUAGAUUUACGUUAAGUCAUGUAAUAUUUUCAGAGCCUUUAUCACCUUUUAAUUUUUUUUUCUCUUUAAGCGAUUUAUCUGUUCUACAUCCUUGAUUUUGCCUUUAACAAACUUUUCAGGAAAGAAACAUCAGUGGCCGAAUGCGUGUGUAAAUUUUUGGUUCACUGUGGUAUUUAUAAGGGUUGUACUGAAACCCUUGAGUUUCACACCCAAAAUGUUAAAUAUUUUUAGGGCCUUAUUUACUCAAAUACUCAUUACAACGACUGAACAUCGAUCAUUAAAAAUAUUUCAUGUAA